CCCCCCCCCCUCCGGGCCGGCCUCGGUGUUGCCGGGGUAGAGCACGCUGGGAGCUGCCCCCUUAGCUCUCCCCGGCGCGGCCCCGUGCGCUGCUGAUUCACCUCGGAGCGGCCGCCGGGGAGGGAGGGACAGGGACAGGGACAGACAGACAGACAGACAGAGGCCCCGCGGGGCCUGGGCGGGCCGCCGCUGUGGGCGCGGAGCCUUGCUGGCGGGGCUCCCCCCCCGGGUCUCGGCGCGGCGCUGGGGCCCGGCCCGGCGCCUCGGUGACUUCCCCGGGGCCGGCCGGCGGCGCCGCCGGCGGGACACCCGCUCGCUUCGGCGGCGGCGUCGCUGCUGCCCGUCCUGCUCCUCGGUGGCCCCGGCUCUGCUGGCUGCCCUUCUAGCCGAAGAAGCAAGCUGAUCUACAUGUGCUUCACUAUCCAUUGGAAGAAUGACAGAUGACAAAGAUGUACUUCGAGAUGUGUGGUUUGGACGAAUACCAACGUGUUUCACUCUGUAUCAGGAUGAGAUAACUGAAAGGGAAGCUGAGCCUUACUAUUUGCUUUUGCCAAGGAUAAGCUACUUGACACUGGUAACAGACAAAGUGAAGAAACACUUUCAGAAAGUUAUGAGACAAGAGGAAGUUAGUGAAAUAUGGUUUGAAUAUGAAGGUACACCACUGAAAUGGCAUUACCCAAUUGGUUUGCUGUUUGAUCUCCAUGCAUCAAAUACAGCCCUUCCUUGGAGCAUCACAGUGCAUUUCAAGAAUUUUCCAGAAAAGGAUGUUCUACACUGCCAUUCUAAGGAUGUGAUUGAAGCUCAUUUUAUGGCUUGUAUAAAAGAAGCAGAUGCUUUAAAGCACAAAAGUCAAGUCAUCAAUGAGAUGCAAAAAAAGGAUCAUAAGCAACUGUGGAUGGGAUUACAGAAUGAUAAAUUUGAGCAGUUUUGGGCAAUAAAUCGAAAACUCAUGGAGUAUCCUCCAGAAGAUAGUGGAUUUCGAUACAUCCCAUUUAGAAUUUAUCAGGCAACAACAGAGAGACCUUUUAUACAGAAGCUAUUUCGACCAAUUGCUUCAGGAGGACAGUUGCAUACUUUGGGAGAUCUGCUAAAAGAUGUGUGUCCUAGUGCUAUCGCCCCUGAAGAUGGAGAGCAGAAGACUCAAGUGAUGAUUCAUGGAAUUGAGCCAAUGCUGGAAACACCCAUACAGUGGCUAAGUGAACAUAUGAGCUAUCCAGAUAAUUUUCUCCACAUUAGUAUCAUUCCCCAACCUACCGAUUGAAACUGGGCUAUAUUGGUAUGAGGAUCAUUCUCAAGCUGAAAUUAGAAGGGCAUGUCAGCUUGCUUCUGUCAGUCUUGAUGGAGGCAGCCUGACCAGAAAAAAAAAAAAAAAAAAAAAAAAAAAAAAAAGAAAAGAAACAAAACAAGAAGUCCUCACUGCUGCAAGCCAAACAGGAAGAGAGAUCCUAUCAUCAGAUAAGGGCAAUUGGGCUGAUCUUAUUUUGCAUCACCGCUUCUUUUCUUCACCGCUGUAAUUAAAUCAGUUGCGAUAUGAAAGAAUUUACAGGACCUCUGCAAGUCUCCUGUUUUCUUGUAAAACACAAUGAAGCUGAAACUGUCAGCUGAAGAGCAAAUGGAAAUAUGCCACUUGAUUGUAUUUCUGAUUAACAAAUAAACAGGGCUGUUUCCUAAAGCGGUAGUGUUUCAACUUUGAGAGUGGAAACAUUGGUUUAAUUUUCUAGAAAGUUAGACACUGAGAGAUUCAGUUACCAAUAGCUUUUUGUAAAAGAUCAAAUUACUGUAAACCCAUCUUUCCUUAAUGAGAAGUUCAUGUUUACAGUAUGUGUAUUGGUAUGCAAAUGAUCUUUUAACUUUGAUAACAAGCAGUGAGAGAUUUUAAAGUAAACCCGUGAGCAUGUUUUGUCAUUUAAAAACAUGCGCAACUUAAUAAUUUACAAAUACUUUUGAUUUGUAUGCUGUCACUGAAUACUCCAGUGUGUUUAUUAUUCAAACCAGUUUUUCAUAGACUAGCAAUGAUGUAGAAUAAUUUGUCUCAGGAUUUGUCAUGGCAUUUCUUUGUGCUCAUCUAAAUAUUUUUUUUCUGUAAGAAUAUUUUCUUAAUUUAGUUUAAAAUGUUAAAAAAAAAAAAAAAGUAAACGGAUGUUGCAAAUGAUUGUAUCCUGCUGUUUAUUCCCAUAGACAGAAAACAGUUAAAUCAUAGAAUGAUGAACAGAUGUAUUGCUUUUUAAUAAUUUUGAAUUUUGGGAAGCUGAAGCUUUUCAAAGCUAAUACUUCCUUACAUCUGAGUUUAGUUUUCUACUGUGGUCUCUGAGCAAUCAGUCUGAAAUUUGGAAGCUUCUAAUCUCAUUUUUCCCUAGUUUAACAGAUGUAUUUUUAGGUUAUUGGAUCGCUUUGGUUUCUAAAUGUUUGUUACCAUUGCAGCUGCUACUAGGACUCUACCAUUUUUUUCUGUUACGCUGAAUUCAUCAAACUGUGUGCUAUAUAGCUUUGUCUGCAGUUUGUGGCUGUCUGUGGCACAAGAGUAUGUUUAUAGUAGACAUAUUAUCAAAUAUGUCAAAUAUUAUCAAGUAUAAAGAAAGCAUGACAUUUUUCUUUCAAAAAUAGUAGCUGUUGAAGUUCCUACUCAAAGUCUUGGCUUGCAAAUGUCUCGUUAACUCCCAGUGCUGUUCCCAUUCGUUUCCAUGCUCCCUUUAUGGUAGGAUACUUACCUGUAUCUGAAAAAGACGAAACUGAAAAUCAAUCAAACAAACAAAAACCUCUUUAAGAAGCCAGAGGGGAAGGAUCUUAUUGGGUGAGGAUAGAACUGAGGCUAAAAAAAGCCCCAAGGGCAGAAAGUCAGUAGACAAAUUAGUGUUUUAAAUGUAAAUGAGGAAAUAGCAUUAGGGAAAUGGAAGGGAAAAGGUAAUAGUGAAAUAAACCUGUGCUAUAUUCUGCGGGUCAUCAAGAAUUUUUAAAACAAAACAAACCAUGCUGAUCUGUGUUUAUGCAGUAUUGAAACAUAAUAUUCUUAUAGUGAGAUGAUUUGGUUGAGUUAUUCUAAUUUCCAGUUCUGUUUGGAAUUUUUGUUACGGUGUUGGAUUGGCAUUUAUAAACUUUCUUAGGCAGACACAUCUAAAUAUCCUUGAGAAUUUCAAAGUCCUGCCAACGGAUAAAGCAAAUAUUUUGUAGAGUUUUCAUAUUUAAAAAAAAAAAAAAGUCUUUUGUGGGGAUAAUUUUUCCAUUAUUCAGGAUAAGAGGUAGUACAUUUAAAAAACUGUAAAGAUUGUGUUUCAUUUGUUUUAAGGUAAGCUGGAGUAAGUCACUGGCUAUUUUAAUAUAUUCUACACCAGCAUUUUAAGUACACAGCGCUCUUCUCGUGGCCUGUAUUUGCUAGUAAAUCCAACUUUUAAGGCCUAGCAUGGAACAAAGAAAUAGCUUGGCUUUAAAGCAUACUCUUUCCUCUUAUUUUAACUAUUUAAACUUUAUUAAAAAAUAAAACAAA
This is a messenger RNA of Tyto alba (common barn owl), 3481 nucleotides long. It is a transcript of the gene ATG5, whose product is annotated as autophagy related 5. The transcript is spliced from 8 exons. Gene Ontology annotation, biological process: autophagy of mitochondrion; cellular response to nitrogen starvation; autophagosome assembly. Lineage: Eukaryota; Metazoa; Chordata; Aves; Strigiformes; Tytonidae. Gene Ontology annotation, cellular component: phagophore assembly site membrane; cytoplasm; Atg12-Atg5-Atg16 complex. The record is from RefSeq and is a predicted model, not a curated record. The coding region runs from base 434 to 1261 and encodes 275 amino acids.